Molecule: messenger RNA, 2589 nt
Organism: Plasmodium cynomolgi strain B
Lineage: Eukaryota; Apicomplexa; Aconoidasida; Haemosporida; Plasmodiidae
Product: GTP-binding protein
Exons: 2
Coding region: 1-2589 (862 amino acids)
Molecular function (GO): GTP binding
Source: RefSeq, a predicted model, not a curated record
AUGAUUAAAAUUGUGCAUCAUCUUGUUGUAAAUAAUUUAUUUUCUCAUAACAAGGUGCAAAAGAAGAAGAACCUAUGCCCUCUGGGUUAUUCCUCUCAUGUCCCCUUUUUAAAUGAACACAAUGAACUGAGAAAGAAAGUUUACCGUUUUAAAGUAUUCGUUAAGGAGGAGAAUUUAAGAAACAAUUGUGGCGGGAAAAAUGGGCGAUCUACACACAGAGGUACCAAUAUAGACGAUCAAACAGACAAACAGCUGAGGGAAGCUCAAAAAAAAUACUACUCUAGGGAGACAACGCUCGAAGAGGUGGACAAUCAGCAUGGAAUCAAAGACCGUGGUGAAGAUGAAGAGAGGAAAAAAGGACACCAAAAGGAUGUCCAUUUUGUGAGUGAUAUGGCCCAUGAGGGGGGAACCCUUUCGAAUGGUGACUCCCAAGAGUGUGCACCCGUACCUCCUGAGGGACACGCUGGUAACGGGAAAAGUCUUAGUGGUGACACCACUGAGGGACACGCGGGGUGGGCGAAAGAUUGGGAACGUCAUAUAGGAGAAAUAGCAGCGGAGGAGGAGGGAAAGGGAGCGUUUUGUGACAAGCGAGAAGAUUAUGCAAGCCAAAUGAGAAGCGAAGAAGAGGCACAGCAGGGCGAAGAAUAUGGAGGCGAAAACGGAGGAGAAAAGGGGGAAGAAAAUGCCCAGUCACAUCGAGAAGAACACCCCGACCUGCAUCGCGAACCGCAUCGCGAACCGCAUCGCGAACCGCAUCACGAACGGAAAGGGAAAAAAAAAGACGUCGACCUAAAAAUCAUAAGAAAUCUACCCCUGAUAUCUAUUAUAGGAAGACCGAAUGUUGGGAAGUCGACCAUAUUCAACCGACUAACGAGGAAGUUCCAAGAGGGCAGUAUCGUCUUAGGAGAAAGCAGCACAAGAGAUAAAAUUUAUGGAGAAGUGGAUUGGGAUGGCUACAAAUUUGAAAUGGUGGACACAGGUGGCCUCAUAUUCGAAGAUGAAAAAUUUUGCAAGCAAAUAAGAGAUCAAAUUUUGUUAGCGCUUAACGAGUCUUCAGUCGUGUUGCUCGUCGUUGAUGGGAUAAACGGCGUCCACCCUGUGGAUCUCGAGAUAUGCAGGUUCCUCAGGAAGUACAUUAAAAACGAGUACAUUAGUAAAAUGGGCACUCGGAAGAAGCGGGCCGGACAGAUGAACCAUGAUGAGGCUGGAGAACACCCGAAGGAGGACGCAUCGAAAGGUAGCAGCACAUCGAGGGAUACGCCCGAAGGGCUCGCAGUGGACAACUCUCAAAUGGACACAGCGUCCAGAAGGCCUCACAACGGCGCUGACACGAGGAACGUAGAAAGGGAAGAAGAGGAAGAAGGAGUAGAAGAAGAAGCAGUAGAAGAAGAAGAAGAAGCAGUAGAAGAAGAAGAAGAAGAAGCAGUAGAAGAAGAAGAAGGAGCAGUAGAAGAAGAAGAAGAAGAAGAAGAAGAAGAGGAGGAGGAAGACGAAACUGCUGGGCUGAAGAAAGCGAUGCUAAAAGUCAUCGUAUGCGUCAACAAGUGCGAGUCGUACAAAGAUGGAAUCGUGAAGGCGCAAAACUUCUGGGAAUUAGGGUUCGGGGCGCCCUAUCCCUGCAGUGGGAUCCAUGGAAAUGGGCUGACCGAAAUUUUAGACGAGUGCAUCAAGUAUAUAAAAAAAGUGGAGAUAAACGAAAUGGAAGAAGAAAAAAAUGAAGAAAACACCAUAAACAUUAGCUUCAUCGGAAAACCAAACACAGGGAAAUCAAGAACCACUGUUGAUUCGAUUGACGUUUUAGUAAAGAUUAAAGACAGUGAUAGAAUUUACAGACUGAUUGACACGGCUGGAAUACAAAAAAGGAAAAAAAAUGUCCCCUUUAAUGAAAAAACGAAAUAUGAAUACUUACUAUUCAACAGAACUGAGAAAGCUAUCAAACGUAGUGACGUCUGCAUCCUCGUCAUUGACUCCUUUAAUGGAAUCAGCUCACAAGAUAUAAAUAUAGCAAGAAAAAUUGUGCAGGAAAAUAAAAGCUGUAUAAUUUGCUGCAACAAAUGGGAUCUAAUAUAUAACAAAAAUGACAUUUUUAAUGACACCAAAAAUUAUGUUCUUAAUCUUUUAAAGCCAAUUGAUUUUGCCAACAUUUUGUUCAUAUCUGCAAAGACGUCGCAAAGGUUGCUUAACAUAUUCGAUCAUGCCGAAGAGACGUAUAAGCAAUACACAAGGAAAAUAAACACGAACAGUUUGAAUGACGUUAUAAAGGAAGCUCUGCUCCUUAGACCUCCAAUUCCCAUCAGGAACAAGUCACUAAACAUUUAUUACGCCUUUCAGGCCCAUAUUAAACCCCCCGGUUUUGUUUUUUUUUGUAAUUCUCAAAAGUGUGCUUACCAAAAUUACACAAAAUAUUUGGAAAGCAGAAUAAGAGAGAGCUUCAACAUAAGGGGCACGCCUAUUAGAAUUUACUACAAGCAGAAGAAAAAAAGAUAUCUUAUUAAGAAGGUCAAGAACCCCGACAAGUAUAACCUAGACAUUGAGGCCAUACAGAGGGACUUUUUAAAGACGCAAUCUGACCAGAAGUCUAAGGGGUGA